Nezara viridula (southern green stink bug) is the source of this 3863-nucleotide messenger RNA. The record is from the annotation of a GenBank genome assembly. NCBI's taxonomy places the organism in Eukaryota, Metazoa, Arthropoda, Insecta, Hemiptera, Pentatomidae.
UGUUUUAGGGUAUGGUGUGUGUGGCACAAGAAUUAAGAGUAGAGUGCAUAGUGCACAAUUGUACUAGCACAGUUGGAAAGGAAAAAUUGGAAGUUACUUUUCCAGCAUCUACGUCUGUGCACACUCUAAUUUCACAUGUGGCACAAGAAAUGAAUUAUGAUCCAAAUUCAUUUCAGUUGACUCUACAGACUCCUGAUGCAACUAGAGUUUUCACUGAAAAAACUCCUGGUUCUCUGGAAUCAGCUGGACUCUGUACUGAUCCUGGAGCUAGGAAUGCACUUUUUCUUGAAGGAAUCGGGGGCAAUUCAAAAACCCUUGUCAAAGUUUACAAUUGUGCGAAAACACAAUCAAAUGCUGACUCAGAAAAUGCUGCUGUCACAUCUCCACCACCUCCAGACCAGUUUCCAACUUAUCAGCUCCCAGCCUUAAGACCUCCUACUGCUUCUCCUGCUACAGAGUAUACAUUUACAACUCCCUUAAUUCGACAUGAAACAGGUUAUGUUGGUCUUGUCAACCAGGCAAUGACCUGUUAUCUUAAUAGUCUUCUGCAAGCUCUAUUUAUGACUCCUGAAUUCAGAAAUGCCUUAUAUAAGUGGCAAUUUGAUGCAUCACAUAGCAGCAGCCCAUCAAAAUGUAUUCCAUUUCAACUUCAGAAACUGUUUCUCAAUCUUCAGACAUCAAGUAAAACUGCUGUGGAAACUACUGAACUUACUAAAAGUUUUGGCUGGGAAUCUGGAGAAGUUUGGCAGCAACACGAUAUACAAGAACUUUGCCGUGUUAUGUUUGAUGCCUUAGAACAAGAAUUCAAGGAUACCGAACAAGCUGAUCUUAUCAAUCAGCUAUAUCAAGGAAAAAUGACUGAUUACGUUAAAUGUUUGGAGUGUGGUACUGAAAAGUUUCGUGAAGACACAUUUCUUGAUAUUCCUUUGCCUGUACGGCCCUUUGGAAGUACUGUUGCAUACGGCAGUGUUGAAGAAGCUCUCAGAGCCUUUGUUCAACCUGAAACCUUAGAAGGAAACAACCAAUACUUUUGUGAUGUUUGUGGAAAGAAAUGUGAUGCUCACAAAGGGCUCAAGUUUACAAAGUUCCCUUAUUUAUUGACCCUUCACCUUAAAAGAUUUGAUUUUGAUUAUUCUACAAUGCACAGGAUAAAACUGAAUGACAAACUUGUAUUCCCUGAAAUUUUGGAUUUAAAUAAUUUUGUGAAAUCAAAUAAUCCCACUAAUGAAACUGAUGGCGAAUGCCAAGAAACGUCAACAAAAUGUGAUGAUUCAUCAACUGCAGAUUCAGCCCUGGAUGAAGAUACCAGUCAUGCUGUGGAAUCCCAAAAUAAUGACAUCGAUCAGGAAGAAGAUGAAGGAAUUGAUUUGAGUAGUAAUUCUGGAAAUAUUCAUGAAAAUGAAAAAAACAAGCUACAAUACAUGAGUACAGGACCAUUUGUUUAUGAACUUUAUUCGAUCAUGAUACAUUCUGGUAGUGCUAGUGGUGGUCAUUAUUAUGCCUACAUAAAAGAUUUUGCUAAAGGAGAAUGGUUUUGUUUUAAUGACCAGUCAGUAACAUCAAUAACCCAUGAAGAUAUAAAAAAAACAUAUGGAGGUUCUGGUGGAUCUGCAAGAGGAUAUUACAGUGGAGCAUAUAGUUCAAGUACUAAUGCUUACAUGCUUAUGUACCGACAAAUCAACAAAGACCUGAACUGUUUUUCAAUGGUUGAAGAAGAGUUUCCCCCUCACAUUAAAAAAUUGCUGGAAGAAAUCAAGGAAGUAGAAGAAAGAGAGAAAGCUAUAAGGGCCAAGCAGGAAGAGAUGGUGAGGAUUAAGGUUCAUACGGCACAUCCUCUCAUUGGUCCUUCACGAAGUAAUAAAAUGUAUUGUCACAAUGAUCUCACCUUGGCAGAAGUUAAAUCCAUGGCAUACAGUUACUUAAAACUUGAGGGUACAGUACCAGAAGACCAGUGCCGACUUGUAACAUACAAUAAAUCUCAAGAUGAAAUGGAAGAGAGUUUAGAUGGAAGGGAAAAGGAAACCAUAGGAGAAAUAUUUUCUAGCUUGAGAUAUACCAACAGUUAUGAUCUAUUUUUGGAAAUACGUGAAAAAGAUAAAAUGUUCUUACCUUACAAUAUUGGUGAUGUAAAUAUAACUGUGUAUAUAUGCAAUCUUGAGAAAGAAGAAAUAGAAAGUGUCCACCAAAUUCGAACAACUCCUUGUCAAAAUAUACCUGAACUUAAGAAACUUCUUCAGAAUUAUAUUCCUUUGAAAAAUGCUGAAACUCAUCUUGUUCUUAUAAAGCCGACUUCAUUAGAAUACAUGAGUGAUAGUAAUGACUUACCUCUAAAUAAACUGGGUUUUUCAGCUUAUAACAGGGUGUUUAUUUGUCCUCAAGGGCCUGAGGGAGAUAUUUCUAAAACUUUUCAAAAUUCAGAUCUUUAUAAGCUUCUUGAUGAAGUGAAAAAUGUUAUUACUCUUCAUCUUAAUUUACCUGACAACAGAAAAGAAGCGCUUGAAUUGCUGUUAAUUCCACCAUUGGUUGAAGAAAAUUGUACUGUUAAUGGCGAAGAAAAACCAUCUGACUCGACACCAACUGGUGAAGGACUACCUUUGACUAAUGGUACUGAAGAGGAGCCAGGUUAUAGUAGCGGAGCAGGCGGAACUUCUGAUCAAAGUACCAGUGAGGAUAGCAGUUUAACCGACAGUGAAAGGACUAUAAUUGGUGAAGUGAUCAAUGAAUGCCCUCUUUCAAGCCCUAGUGAUUCAGAUCAACAGUUAUCGUCAUCUGAAAGUCAUACUCCUGCAAAGGUUAAUCAAGUAAAUGGUGAAGCUGAAGAAACUUGGGAUAUUGAAAAUGAGCAGUCAAACAAAAAUUAUUAUUUCAAAGCCUCUUUAUAUAAUGCUGAAGAUGGACAACGAACGCUGAGAGUGGUUGUUGAUAAAAACAUAGACAUACCGCAGUUGAAAAAAAAAUUGGAAAAAUAUUUGGGUGUAGCUAGCAGGUUUAUGAAACUAAUGAAAGGUCCUGAAGGGCAGGAGAUCACAUGCUCAUUGAAGUGGUGUAAAGAUGAUGAAAGGAUUACGGUGAAAUUGGAAAGAGUUUUAAGCGAAGGGGAACAAAGGAUUACCGUUAAUCAUCUUGUCCUCAGUGCUCCAAAUCCUGUACAAUAUAUCUGUGAUUGGAUCGUAAAAAAUGGUACACCAAUAUCUACACUGAAAAAAGAUCUUCUUAGAGAAGUGGAAAAGCGGGCUGGACUGAAAAUUCCAUAUGAAAGGUGUAGGCUGAGGGAACAAAAUUGGAAAAAUCCUGGUGAUGUAUUGAGAGAUUCAGGAGUGUGGGAUGAAGGUGCUAUAAUGAGUAGGCAACGAGUCGAAGUUUACUUGCAAGAACUGGAGGGUCCUGAACCAGUAACAAAUCCUCAUCAAGUGUUGUUAUUUGCUCGAAGAUGGUAUCCCUCUACACUUAGUCUUGGUUCAUUUGAAGAAAUUGUUGUCGAUUCUUUAUCUGCCACCAAUUUAAGUAAAAAACUUUCUGAAGUAAGUGGUAUCUCUGUAGAACAUAUAAAGUUUGUCAAAGGAAAGACGUCUUUUCCGUGUGACAUGUCUGUAAUGAACAUCAGCCAUCUUUUCUGGGAAUCGGAGUCGGAAUGGAAAUAUGACUGGGAAAGAGAGGAUGGAGCAGUUAUAUUUUAUCGUGACAGCAGGGAAGAACUAAAAAGUUUAAGUAAAGAAGAGCAGGAAGCAAGCAGUAAGGAAACAACAGCUACUAGCAAUAGUUCACCUUACAUAUCUGGUUAUUCACCAAGAAAAGAAAGAGCACUCAAGAUAUAUCUUGAUACAACACCGAGACGAGCAAGAUCAGUUAUAGAUGUUGAUUGA